UUGUAGAUUGAACUCUCCCUCGCGAGACCCGCAGCGCCAUUCCAUUCGGGAACGCGACCCUGCCCCUCCCCGCUCCUGGAGCGUGACGCCCUCCUCCUUGCCCCGAGGCCUGUGGCGACUGGGUCCGUUGGGGGCAGAACCAUGGAGGAAAAGCCUUUCAGAGCGUCUUUGGGCAGCGGUGGCUCAGACACGUCCAGACCAGACAACGACAUCCGGAAUCUGUGGACCAGGGCCACGCUGUCGCAGUCGAAGCUGAAUGUGCCUCUGCCCAAUGUCUGCGAGGACUCCGACCUGGAGGACGGCAGCGCACACAGCAAGACUCGCCGGUGGUACAACGAGAAGGCCCGCCGUGACUCGGACGGUGGUUGGGAUCACGGAGAGUACAAGGACAGUUUCAAGCAGGAGGAGCUGGAGGAUCACUCCUUGUUGGAGCUGCAGCUCCGUCAGGAAAGCUCCCUGGGAAGCCAUUUAGAGGAGGGGGACGUCGAUUCCAAGACCGAGAUUGAAAUGUCUUCCUCAGAGUCAUCGCUCAAUAUCUUGAAGCACACACCCCAUCGAGCCUACUGGGCAGAGCAGCAGAACAGGCUGCCACUGCCUCUGAUGGAACUCAUGGAGAAUGAAGCUCUGGAAAUCCUCACCAAAGCCCUCCGGAGCUACCGGUCAGCCAUAGGCCGGGACCACUUCCUGACCAAGCAGCUGCAGCGAUCUAUCGAAGGGCUCAAGAGGCGCCGGAGCAAGAGGCUGAACCUCUUGGCGUACUGAGAGCACCGCCUCGGGCUCGAGGGACAGCCGGACUCCGGCCCCGGGCCCUGUCCUGUCCCCAGACCCAAACCUGACCCCGUCCACGUGGAAUUUGAGUCCUAGAGAAAUAAAAGACUCUAGUGCACAA
Molecule: messenger RNA, 889 nt
Organism: Panthera uncia (snow leopard)
Lineage: Eukaryota; Metazoa; Chordata; Mammalia; Carnivora; Felidae
Gene: CATSPERZ
Product: catsper channel auxiliary subunit zeta
Exons: 5
Coding region: 142-762 (206 amino acids)
Biological process (GO): sperm capacitation; flagellated sperm motility
Cellular component (GO): CatSper complex; sperm principal piece
Source: RefSeq, a predicted model, not a curated record